AUGGCGUCAACGGAACAAUCCAAUCAGGUUGUAUGCAUAUACGUACUCAGACCAUCUCCGAAAUAUAAAGAGUCUACCAGGCACCUUGUGACAGAGUUCUUCUUGCUCGUGACACAUGCAUUUCUUCCAGUUCAGGUCCCUGAAACUGAGGAGCCAAUUGAGAAAUCUGUCAAACCUGUUGCAUUGAUUGCCAAGAACCAAGGUAAAUAUCUUAAACCUGAUGAUCCUCCUCAAAACAAGAAGCUCGUCGCCUUGUGGGCACCUUUCUUGCUCUUACACCUUGGUGGACCAGACACCAUCACUGCCUUUUCCCUCGAAGACAAUGCUCUCUGGAACAGACAUUUUCUUGGGCUUGUCUUUCAGGCGCUUGCAGGUGUAUAUGUAGUUGUCCAGUCUCUACCCAAUGUACUCUCGGUGAUAAUCUUGUUGCUUUUCAUUGCUGGGACUUCUAAGUAUUUGGAACGGACAAUUGCGUUGUACCUCGCGAGUUCAGACAAGUACAGGAACUCGAUGUUGCAGGCGUCCAAUUCAAGGUUUGACUACACCGAUCAAACAAGGGACUUAGACAUGGACACGAAACUUGCUUCUGAGAUGAACAUGAAGGAGCAUCGCGGACAACCAAAACCUCUGAAGUUAUUGCAACCACAUAAAGAGUUAACCCACCUUGAGAUUCUUCAAUAUGCAUUCUUCUUGGAGCUGCGCGAUGAAAGCAAGGCCUUCUUCAGUGCAUUGCAACUAAAAGAUGAAGCUUUCUGCAUUAUAGAAGCCGAGCUCGAUUUUAUCUAUGAAGGACUGUAUACAAAAGGUUCGGUUCUUCAUAGUUGGGUUGGACUUGUGUCACGAUUCAUAUCACUGGGAUCCCUUCUGUCAGCCUUCACCAUCUACCAUUACAGACACAAUAAGAUCCAAGAAUUUCACAAAGCCGACAUCGUGAUCACCUAUACGUUGUUCUUAGUUGGCAUAGCUCUGGAUGUUAUAUCCAUCCACAUGUUCAUGGUUUCUGACUGGACAACAGCCAUCCUUGCUAAGCUAAAGGAUGACCCCGACGAAAGGUAUUCAGGGAAAGACCACAUACUCAACUGGAUACUUUUUCUGAAGAGGCCAAAGUGGAAGUGGCAAACAUGUCGUGAGGGAGAUCAGCAGGAGGUGCUUAACACACCGUUUCUACUCAGAAGAUGGACUGGAAGCAUCACAAUGUUAAACUUUCUCACAUACUCCAUGAAGGCAGAUACAGAAAGGAUCCACGACCCCAGGAGUAGAGCAUGCCAGCUUUUAUGGAAGAUAGCAGUUUGCCCUUUCAGUUUCAUUUUCUCCAUCAUCCAGACUUGGUUUAGUAACAUAGCCAAAUGGUUUUGUGCUCUUCACUGGUAUAUCAUCCACCAUGUGAUUAUUCUACCGCCAGGGCAAAAUCAAGUUGCUCGUUCUAUUAUCGGCAUCUUCAAGGCUUUUGUUGAGUUUUGGUUCAAUGUACCUAACUUUUUCGUGUAUCUUGUCACCUCCGUCAUCAACUUCCUAGGCAUCAAUGAUCUGUUCUAUGAGAUAAGACUGCUGCAAAAAAAUUCCCAGAUUCUAUACAGCCUGGAGAAUACCACAACAAAAUCAUCGGCUAGGAGAGAUUGGGCAUCUAGCCAUACCCAGAUUCAAAUAGCAGACCAUGAUAUGCUGCUACAUUACAUAACAGAUGUUGAUUAUGAACACAGUCUUUUGAUUUGGCACAUCGCCACAGAACUCUGUUACCAAGAGGAAGAUUCUGCUAAAGAGAACUGCGACAAAUCUGAGUAUCACACUAACCGCAAGAUCAGCAAAAUCAUCUCGGACUACAUGAUGUAUCUCUUGAUCAUGCAGCCUAAGCUGAUGUCAGAAGUAGCUGGCAUAGGAAAGAUCAGAUUCAGAGACACAUUAGCCGAGGCUGAUAGGUUCUUCAAGAAGAUGGGUAUCAUCAGAGACUCUAGAAAUGUGAAAUUAGCCAGCAAGGAAAUUCUUUCAGCCGAUACAAGUAUCGAACCUAGGGAAGUCAAAGGAAAUCAUAGCAAAUCAGUGUUAUUUGAGGCAAGCUCACUGGCCAAAGAACUUCAGAGAGUGGAAAAGAACUUUGGAGAAGACAAAUGGAAGAUACUUAGCAAAGUGUGGUUGGAGUUCCUCUUCCAUGCAGCAUCACAUUGUGAUGCAACAACACGUAUGGAGCUUCUUAGCAAAGGUGGGGAGUUCAUCAACUUCGUUUGGCUACUAAUGGCUCACUUUGGCCUAGGGGGUUGAUUUGAUUAGCUCAGAUCAAGAAUGGCGGCCAUUCAGAGCC
Arabidopsis thaliana (thale cress) is the source of this 2296-nucleotide messenger RNA. Its product is annotated as transmembrane protein, putative (DUF594). NCBI's taxonomy places the organism in Eukaryota, Viridiplantae, Streptophyta, Magnoliopsida, Brassicales, Brassicaceae. The transcript is spliced from 5 exons. The coding region runs from base 1 to 2256 and encodes 751 amino acids. The record is from RefSeq and is marked reviewed.